CGAUUUUUUCUACCUCCUGCUGGGAGGGCUAAGCCGUAGGUGCAAUGCCCGCCUCGACUUCCAAGGAGCCGCAGAAUGUACCUCUGCCUCAAAGCCCUUCACCUAUGAAUGUGAGCCAACUGCCCUCGAAGAGGAAAGGAAAAGAGAAGCAGGCCACGGGAAUCAGCCAGAAAAGACGCGUCGCUCCGAAGUCUGUUGACACCCUGAACACCUGGAACACCUCGGAUGUCGACUUGGACUGGGGCUGGAUAUCAUUAGCGGACCCUUACACUAGUAAGGUACCACCUGUGUUCACUAAGGAUGGAAGUUAUUUUUUUUCGUUGGUUGGACCGCAUAUCAAAAUAUAUUCAGUUGCGACUGUGCAGGUCGUGUCGACGCUAUCAGCACCUCGGUCUACUUCUGGGGACGUCUCGUCGGAUUUGCUUACAUGCGCUAUCCUUAAUCCACAUAAUGCUUUCCAGCUAAUCACCGGCUCGCUGAACGGUCGUAUACAUAUUUGGGACUUUUUGGAUGCAAACCUACUAAAGACUAUAGACGUAUCCCAACCUAUCUAUCAUCUAUGCGCGCAUGAGAAGCACAAGGACGCCGUAUUUGUCGCCGUGGCCCGACCAAGUAAACAUAAAAGUAAAGAUGACAAUGCUGUUGUUUUACGGGUAUCACUCAAGACUGCCCCAGCUUCGAAACAGUCAUCUGUUCAGAAGUCUUCCGAGAUUUCACCUAUUGGCAAAACUCUUUUUCCUACUGGUCUAGCUUUUUCAGCAAGCGGCGAAUGGCUUGUGGCUACCGCUGGGCACAAAGCAUAUGUAACAUCACUCUCGUCUCCCAACCCCCAGUUUACCAAGUAUGUUUCCCCCGAGCGAUUGUGUUGUCUCGCCUUCCAUCCCUCCGAAGACUACUUUGCGACUGGAGACGGCAAGGGCAACAUUCGCUUGUGGUAUUGCCUCAACGAGCAAGUGAAUGUGAAGGCAGUAGGAGUUGAGAAGAAGACCCAGACUUCCAGUUUCCACUGGCAUGCUCAUCCUGUCGCAUCUCUUGCUUUUACGUCCAACGGUGCAUAUUUACUGAGUGGUGGAGAGGAGGCGGUAUUGGUCAUGUGGCAACUGGAAACUGGGAAGAAAGAAUUCGUUCCUCGCGUUGGCGCACCCAUCAGUACAGUGUCGAUUUCAAAAGCAGGCCACGAGGAGGAGUAUCUACUAGGCCUUGCGGAUGGCACGUAUCUCUUCAUUAGUGCUGCUUCACUCAAAAUAUCGAGGGGUUACUCGAGGAUACGGAUAGACCCUUCCGUCGUCCAAAGCGGGGCCUCGACCUCCAAAAUAACAGCGUCACCUAUAGUCUCGCACGCCACCACAUCGACGCUUAUUUUGCCAUCAUCCCACCCAUCAUCCUUACAGAUAUAUUCCCCAACAUCUUCUAAAUUCAUAUCUGAGUUAGAGGUAUCUCCGUCAAACAGAGUGGCUCGGAAGGAUGAAAAAGCCUUGGAACCAGCGAAGAUAGAACUUGUGGUGAUCACUUCUUCCGGCGAGUGGAUGGCCACAAUAGACCGGCGUGAGGGUGACGCCAACUCACACGGAGAAAAUUAUCUCAAGUUCUGGUGGUGGGAUCGAAAAGCCGGCUUCUGGAUACUGAACACCCGCAUAGAUCGUCCUCACGGAUUAAGUAAGGUCACUGAUAUAGCGUUCAGUCCGUCGCAGGAAUCGGCGUCAUUGUUACUUGUGACAACAGGUGAGGAUAAUAACAUCAAAACCUGGAGCAUUAGGACAUCCAGGGACGAAUCUGCCUCCGACUUUUGGGCGGUGCGUUCGACGUUUAGUUUUCGCUCGCAGACUCCAACAUGCGUAUCUUGGGCGCCCGACGCGUCACUUUUGGCUGUUUCCUUAGGCAUAUACAUUGUUCUCUAUGAUCCCAUUACAUGUACAUCCCAUCGCAUUCUCACAACCCCUGAGUGCCCUGAAGUUUCCUCAAAUUUCUUUGUUGGUACUUCCGGACGAUACCUGGCUGUCGUGGGCGGUCACGACCUUGCACUUUGGGACCUCGUACUCCAGUCUGUCCGCUGGCAUUACCGGUGUCCUUCCCCAAUAAAGACUGUAUUACCACUUCAGGAUUCUUUCGUUGUCUUGUUGGAGGCCGUUACAAUCACGUAUGCGUGCAUCUUCUCGCCGUUAUCCUCGGCACCUUCCCGCAGUCUUAAGUUGCCGUUUACACUUCGCGGGAUUGCUUCCUACACUCCUACGAACUUCGUGGGCAUCACGAAGGACUGGAGUGUGGUAGUCUUUGGUGACAACGUAUCGGCGAUAUCCGAGGAAGGCUCAGCAGCACGCGGUAUCCCCACGUCGUCAGUUCCCCAGGCACGCACCCUUUUCCAAGACAUCUUUGGAAAAUCUGCUUUUACCCCUCAAACUUUCACAAACCGACCUUCAUCUGCCGCUAUUUCAGCUUCCUCGAAGGUCCGAAGCCUGUUUGAUGGUCCGUCAUAUUAUAUGCCCCCGCUGGAGAGUCUAUUCGACGAUGUUAUGGACGACUUUCUCAAGCCUCGGCAAGUGAAGAUGGCGAGCAUUUCAGAGGAUGACGCAGACGUGGGUAUGGAUGUUGACGAGCCUGCGGAUGUACCACCUGCAGUAGUUCGUCGGAAACUGGUCGUGAACGAGGAAGAAAUGGGAAUGUUUGUUGACCUCUUCAAGGCCCAUGCCCUGAAACCGAAAUCCCAUCCACAGCUCCCCCCUGCGCGUAAAGCUACCGCAAAUGGCGUCUCGAAACCGAGGACGAACGGGCACUCCACCCCCAAAAAGCCUUCAGUCAAGGUCUCUCCUAACAUCAUCCCACAAGCCCCUACAUCCAGUUCUCCUCUUCCAGCCACGAAUGGCAAAAAGCGUAAAAUGGUGUCCGACUGACACUAAAGCGUUUUUCUUCACAUGCGCAUACUACACAUCAAUUAUAGCACUUGCAUUAUCUAUACUGUUUUCUGUGAAUAAUAGUUGUUCCUUCAAACUGGCCUAUAUCGCUCAUAUGUGCGAAGGGUAUCUUUAUACAUGUUGAUAGUAUCUCAAGGUGCCACACGGUU
Guyanagaster necrorhizus is the source of this 3058-nucleotide messenger RNA. RefSeq names its product WD40 repeat-like protein. The coding region runs from base 45 to 2888 and encodes 947 amino acids. Gene Ontology annotation, biological process: ribosome biogenesis; positive regulation of transcription by RNA polymerase I; positive regulation of rRNA processing. Gene Ontology annotation, cellular component: nucleolus; small-subunit processome. The transcript is spliced from 7 exons. Gene Ontology annotation, molecular function: protein binding; RNA binding. The record is from RefSeq and is a predicted model, not a curated record. NCBI's taxonomy places the organism in Eukaryota, Fungi, Basidiomycota, Agaricomycetes, Agaricales, Physalacriaceae.